AUGAUGGGAAGUAGUACGGUCUUGAUAAGAAGCAGUUUCACAUGGAUACCCAUGUUACUCCUGCGGCCUAUGAUUGGGUAUAGGUUUUGUCGGGCGGCUCUCGCCAGCCCUAGUCUCUGCCGUAUGUGGGACCUGAACGUCAGUCUCCUGUCGAGGGUGACUCCCAGAUGUUGUGAAAAAUGUCAAAUCCCAACAUAUUUUUUUAUAUUAUACACGUAUAAUUUUGUUGACAGGGAUAGAGAAUCUGCGAGCACAGUGGCUCUGGCUGGAAGCUUGCACCAGUCUGGAGGACAGCGUUUAGAGGUCCAGGCUGAUCUAGUGUCAGCGCAGCGUUUCAGCUUAAGCAGUCUCAGCGAAUCUGUCAACGCGAGCAUAGCCGAUGACACUGGUGCCAGCGUGAGGGCGUUGGCAGGAUCCAUGUUGAACUACAAGACUCCAGGCAGUGAUUCAUGCAGCUGUGUUACCACCGAAGACUGCAUAUCGGAGCGUGUUCGUUUCGACGACAACGUCAGCUUCAUAACCUCCUCCCAAGCUGAGAAAACUAGCAUCGGUAGCAGCUGCAGUUUCCGCGCAAGAUGCGCCACUAAGUCGGCCCUGUCGAAGAACGACAGGGUGAGCGACACGCUGAGCAACGACAGCGUCUACAUUGACAUCGACGAGAAGCAGCCGAGGAAAUAUUCUUCACAAGCCGCCAUUCUGCGCAGCCAGUUCUUCCAUUCUAUCAACGAUGGCAAGCCUACGACAAAGAGUCUCGACGACAAAACUAUCAUCGAGGUUUCGAACGAAACGUUGGACAAGCAGAGCCAGCCAUUGACGGUCGUCGAAUCGUCGCAGCAGGUCUUGUUAUCAUUUUAUAUACCUGAUUAG
Messenger RNA from Leptinotarsa decemlineata (Colorado potato beetle), 867 nucleotides. RefSeq names its product E3 ubiquitin-protein ligase RNF19A. Gene Ontology annotation, biological process: protein ubiquitination. The record is from RefSeq and is a predicted model, not a curated record. NCBI's taxonomy places the organism in Eukaryota, Metazoa, Arthropoda, Insecta, Coleoptera, Chrysomelidae. Gene Ontology annotation, molecular function: ubiquitin-protein transferase activity; zinc ion binding.